This is a messenger RNA of Histoplasma mississippiense, 732 nucleotides long. RefSeq names its product 1-(5-phosphoribosyl)-5-((5-phosphoribosylamino)methylideneamino) imidazole-4-carboxamide isomerase. The transcript has 4 exons. Bases 1 to 732 code for a protein of 243 amino acids. Gene Ontology annotation, biological process: L-tryptophan biosynthetic process; L-histidine biosynthetic process. NCBI's taxonomy places the organism in Eukaryota, Fungi, Ascomycota, Eurotiomycetes, Onygenales, Ajellomycetaceae. The record is from RefSeq and is a predicted model, not a curated record. Gene Ontology annotation, molecular function: 1-(5-phosphoribosyl)-5-[(5-phosphoribosylamino)methylideneamino]imidazole-4-carboxamide isomerase activity. Gene Ontology annotation, cellular component: cytoplasm.
AUGACUCGUUUCCGCCCAUGUAUUGAUUUGCAUGCGGGACAGGUCAAGCAAAUCGUCGGCGGUACUCUGUCCUCAAAACCAUGGGAAUUGAAGACGAAUUACAUAUCUUCCCACCCUGCCGGAUAUUUUGCGAAGCUUUACAAGGAAAAUGGCUUGACGGGCGGACAUGUUGUCAUGCUGGGAGGAGGCAAUGAAGAGGCUGCAAGGGAAGCGCUGGCUGCCUGGCCCGGGGGUCUGCAAGUUGCCGGUGGCAUUAAUGACAAGAAUGCCCGAUAUUGGAUCGAAGCUGGCGCCGAGAAGUUUGUGCGUUUGACGAUACUCUCCACUGUUGGGAAUGACAAGUCCAAGUUGGUGCUAGACCUGAGUUGUCGGAAGAAGGGAGACUCGUGGUUCGUUGCCAUGAAUAAGUGGCAGACAAUAACAGAAAUGGAGAUCACACGAGAGACCAUUGAAAUGCUUGAGCCAUACUGCUCCGAAUUCCUUAUUCAUGCUGCGGAUGUCGAGGGUCUGCAACAAGGAAUUGACGACGCGCUGGUAUCAAAAUUGGGCGAAUGGUGCACUAUUCCAGUAACUUAUGCUGGCGGAGGGAGGAAUCUGGGAGAUCUCGACCGCGUCAAGUCAGCUAGUGGAGGCAAGGUGGACUUGACGAUUGGAAGCGCUCUUGAUAUAUUUGGCGGAUCUGGUGUCACUUUUGCGGAAUGCGUGGAGUGGAACAAGACGAAUGGAAGCUAG